CGCCGCCUAACGGCAGAGGGGGCCAGGCUCCUUACUGAUGACGUGGUACGGUCGUUUGAUCAGAGUAGCAGGAUGGCCGACCAGAGCAGGCAAAUAAAGCUCGCUGCAGCUAAGAAGAAGCUGAAGGAGUUUCAGCAGAAGAGCUCCCCUGCUAGUGUGGGAGGAGAGAAGGGUGGAGGAGGUGGUGGGGCAGGGGCCAAGAAGAAGAGGAAGGUGAAGGGAUUGGGCCAACUUGAGUCAUCAUCAACAGAGAGAAGUUCUCCAGUCAAUUUUGACAGUAUUCUGAAAGCACUUAGUCAAACCAAUGGAGUAGUCCUGCCUCCUUAUGGCAACAGUCAGACCUUUGCUGACGUGGAGGCUUCAGUUCCUCAGCUGCUGGAAGACCCAGAGGAUGAGCCUGGUCGUGGCUCUCCUAUUUCUAACCCCGCUAGUGCUAACACUACUAAUAACCCUGAGUCUGUUGAUCACAGCACUGACCUCCAGGACUGCCCUGAUACCAAUGGCGACGAGAGUUUGGCUGAAGAAAAUAGGCCACUAUCUUCUACAGAGAGCCUGCGACAGCUCUCACAGCAAUUGAACGGCCUAGUCUCUGAGUCAUCUGCUACUUAUGUGAACGGAGAUGGUGCAUCUUCAGUCAGCGAGAGAGAACUGGAGAGCCGGAACCAGGAGCUGGCAGCCGCCCUGGAGUCCAGCAACCUAACAAACUCUCAGCUCAAUACCAAGCUAGAUCAGCUGGCGAAGCAGUCUCAGGAGCUCACAGAUCAACUACAAAAGGAGAGAAAAGAAUUUGAGCAGAGAUUUUCAAAGGAGCAGGGAGCAAUGCGGGAGCAAUUACAGGUUCAUAUCCAGACCAUUGGCAUACUGGUGUCAGAGAAAUCAGAGCUACAAACAGCACUACAAUACACACAACAGGCUGCACGACAGAAAACAGCUGAGGCAGAGGAGUUGAAUAACCGUCUGCAGGCAACAAAGCAAAGAGUGUCGGAGCUAGAAAGAACUCUCUCUUCUGUCUCAACACAGCAAAAACAGUUUGAAAAGCACAACAAAGAUCUUGUAAAGGAAAGAGACAGUCUGAGGCUAGAGGUGUUUAGACUAAACAAUUUGAGUGAAGAGUCAAAGCAGCAGAGCUCGGAGUUUUCAGAAAAGUUGAAACUAAGUACACAAGAGAAUGGAGCAAUGAGGCUUGAGGUGGAAGAUCUUCGAAAGAGGCUCGAGAUGGCUGAAAUCAUGCUGCAACAGUGCUCUAGUCAGUCAGAUCCCACCAGUGCCAAGCAGCAGGUUCAGUUACUGCUGGAAGAGAAGCAACAUCUGGAGGCACAGACUCAUCAGCUGACGGAGUCAGUCACCCAGCUGAAGACAGAGAGAGACUGCUAUGCGGAGCAGAUCCAGGAGGAGGGACGUGUAUGGAAGGACAAAACAGAGCAGCUGUUAACACAGGUGUCAUUAGUUGCAGAGGAGAGGGACAGAAACAUCAAUCGAGUCCAAGAACUGGAGGCCAGCAUCGCAGAGCUAAAAAAUGCUGCAGCGUUGCUGUCACAAGAGAGGAAGGCUCAGGAUGAUGCAGGGCCUCAGUCCUCAGGGCCAUCAGAGAGUGAAGUGGCUCUGCAGGAGGCCCUCAACAGUCUACAACAGGAGAAAGAAGCCCUUAUUGCAGAGUACCAGGCACAACUGCGAGAUAACGAGCAGCUGAGCCGCCUGUGUGCAGAGCAGGAGAUGCGUCUGAAUGAAAUGGAGCGGCACGUGGAGAACCAAACCCAGGAUACGGAGGACCGUCGGCGCAUGUUGGAGGAUGUUCAGUCAGACAAGGCCACUAUUAGUCGUGCUCUCACCCAGAACCGUACACUGAAAGACCAGCUGGCUGAGCUACAGAACGGUUUUGUCAAACUGACUAAUGAGAACGUGGAGCUGACCACUGCCAUCCAGUCAGAGCAUCAUGUGAAAAAGGAGCUGGCUCGUAGAAUGGGUGAACUGCAAGAGGAACUGCACAAUGUCAAGGAGCAAUUGGAAUUGAAAAAUCAGGAGACUCGAGCUCUGAUGGAGCAGAGGGACCAGGUAUUGCACCACUUGCAGCAGUACUAUGCAGCCUACCAGGCCCUGGUCUCAGAAAGGGAACAGCUCCACAAACAGUUUCUGCAGCAGAUCCAGCUCAUGGACCGGCUGCAGCAUGAUGAAAGCCAGGGCCGUGCAGAGCUGGAGAUCAGUCACAGUCAGCUCAAACAAGCACAGGACCAUUUGGAGCAGUUAGUCAAAGACAAUGAGCAGCUGAAGGCUGAGGUGAGGGAGCUGCUCAACAGCUCAGCUCUUGCAACAUCAUCCAUAGACCAAGGAGAUGGUGUGGAAAGCCAGUCCCUUCCAGACAGUCCAAAGACAUCCUCUGCCAUAGUCAUCCCAGAAGACUUUGAGAGCCAGAAGGAGAUGGAGGAGUUUAUCCGUGGAGCUUUGGCUCAGUUGGAGACAGAGAGGGAUGAAGCCAGAAGGCAACUUCAGGAGGAGCACAGGCUCCACAUGGUAGCACGGCAGCAGGCUGCUGUGGCCCUCAGACUUGAACACCAGCACCACAGCCACAAACCUGUUCAUGACCAUCCUCAUGAACAUGAUCACACUCAGGGCCAGCAUAGUCACUGUGAACACAGUCAUGAACAUUCAGAAGGAGGAGUGCCAGUAGAAGUUCAUGAGGCUUUGCAGGUUGCCAUGGAAAAGCUUCAGCAUCGUUUUACCUCCCUCAUGCAAGAGAAAGUUGACCUCAAGGAGAGGGUGGAGGAGCUGGAGCAUCGAUGCAUUCAGCUGUCUGGAGAGACUGACACUAUAGGGGAGUACAUAGCCCUGUACCAGAGUCAGAGGGCCAUCAUGAAGCAGAAACACCAGGAGAAGGAGCAGUACAUCAGCAUGUUGGCCCAGGACAAGGAGGAGAUGAAGGUGAAACUGGCAGAGCUGCAGGAUCUAGUGAUGAGGCUCGUGGCUGAGAGAAACGACUACGCUGGAGCUGUAGCUGGUGCAGAAGCAGUGAACCCCGACCUCCUUGCUGCUGGGGAGGAUCACACUCACCCGAACCACCAAGCGUACACACGCACGGAGCUUAAUGCUGUCAGUGCAGCAGAUGCCAUGGAAGUCAUUCCUCUGUCAGAGCCCACCACAGGCCUGGAAGCCCCCUCGUCCCAGAAGCUUUCAACCGGUUCAGCCCAGAUUAACUCCAAGCUCCUGGCACCCAAAGAGGAUGGCACAGCCCAGCAAAUCAUACAGCUGCUUCAGGAAAUCCAGAAUCCCCAGGGAGCUCCAAGAUCGCCCCCAUUCCUUGGGGAGAACCCAUGCAUCCCCUUCUUCUACCGGCCUGACGAACAAGACGAAGUCAAGAUCAUGGUGGUGUGAGGUGUUGGUGUGACAGGCUGGUGUGUGUAUGGCUAUUUUUGCAUGGCUAUACUGUACAUUGUGAGCACCAGUUGAGGUUCAUAACAUGGGCCGGAAGAUAUUUUGGUAAAGUGAGGACAUUUUGGCCAGGCCUAACUUUUUUUUUUUUUUUUUUUAGGAUUUAAGUAAUUAAAUUGGUUUAGGUCAGGCCUACAGUUGUGAAGGUUAAGGGUAGUAUAAGAGGCUAGACAGUGCAUUACAUUAAUGAGUGUCCUCACAGAGAUGGCUACAUGUCCUGAAGUCGGGAUAUUAAACACCACAGUUUAAUGUUUGUAGUGUAUGGAUCAUGUUCACAAACAUUUGUCAUGAAAUUGGACACCCUACAUAACUGGUCACAGAAGGAUGUUUUUGAGCCAGUUACAUUGAAAUGCCCCUUCCUUGUUCUGUGUGUUGGCAUUAAUGUGUGCAUGGUUAAAACAGUCUUUUCUAUUAGUUAUGUUUCUUCUUUAAGGCUCUUCCCAAAAAGGAGAUCAUUUGUAUGCCUAAAUGCAAUCUGAUUAUUCUCUUUACUGCAGUUUUUAAUUCCCAUCCUCUAAUCUUCAUCUGUGACAUAAGUGCAAUAAAGGGGCUGUAUAUUCUGUCCUUACACUGAUAGAGCGCUGAAAGUUAGCAGCUUGUUCAUGAGCAGCUUCAUCUCAGUUUUACACAGUUCGCAGUACACAUGCCAAAAAGAGUAUCGCAUCUGAAUGUAAUACCCUGAAUAUUUACCAGUUUCUUUGUGUGAUGUGAGAAGUGUGCAGUGAGAGGAUGUUUGGGGUGGCAGAGGGAGUUCAAGUUAAGUCAAUAAAGAAACUUUGAUGCACAUAAAAGCUUUUAAAACGUAGGCGCAGUUCUUUUCCAAAGUAAAGAGCUGGCUAGUUACAUGAUCGGGUUUAGAAAGGUGGAGGGAGAUGUGACAGAUUUGGUACCGUCUACUUUUUCUGUACAUUUUUUUUCCUCCAGGCUGUGAAAAAAAAAGUCAUGUUUUGUCCAGAACGAUUUGUUAAUAUGUGAAACACGAGUUGUAAUGUUGUCAAACAUCCUCUUAGACUGAAGGCAGGGGCCACUGUUAUUAAAAGGUGGUUUCCGAUUGAGGCGAUGGAUGCGAUUUAAAGACCCCAUGAAGAACAGUUUCAUUUCAUUUGAGGAGUAAUUAUUUUCUCCAUUAUUGCUGAAAACAAAGUGAAAAGGGGUGUCUUCUUCAGAAUGUAACUGUUAGAUAAUAGAGCUUAGGGUUCUGGGGAUGCUUUGGGCAUAGUUGUUUCUGCAAGCUGUCCAGUGUUAAGUUUGGCAUUAGCAUGUCAGAUAUUUAGGUACAGUAUUUGAAGAAAUUACAGGAAAUGUUGGUGUUAAAAUCUUUGUUUUUCAAUUUUUCUGCAGUCAGGUGUUCUGAGGCAUUUGGCUGAGCUCUAACGUCUGUUUUAUGGGGUCUUUAAGGUUCUACACAAACUGACGAGUGUUCUUUUCUGUUACAUUUUGUUUGUAGUUCUACAUAUCAAAUAUGAUAGAAUGCACACAACUUUACAACUGGAGUGUGCGUGUGUGUGUAAACUAUUUCCUCUUCAUCCGAAGUUGCAUCUGUUGUACUUAUUGUAGAGUUCUGUCAGAUUCUAAAAGUAAGAUUGCACUAAAACUGUACAAAGCUUCUCAUUCAGCUCAGCUCUACCACAGAGCCUCUUAGCUUUUGGGAGAUAAAGGGGAAUCCUAUGAUGCCUCGCUCUGAAGCUGAGGGUCCCACUUGAAGUAACUGGAUUUAACUGAAAGUGUGUGGGUGUGUGCAGUGUUGCACAGGAGGAUGAAGGCAUGUAAAUCUGAGUAGAUGUUAAAAUUAAUGAGACCGCUCACUUCAAGAAGUCAUGAUAUUCUCAGAAGUGUGGGAUCAGUCAGAGUUUAAGAAAAUAAACCUCUUUCCAAAACUAGA
Monopterus albus (swamp eel) is the source of this 5305-nucleotide messenger RNA. It is a transcript of the gene golga2, whose product is annotated as golgin A2. Gene Ontology annotation, biological process: Golgi organization. Gene Ontology annotation, cellular component: Golgi cis cisterna; cis-Golgi network; Golgi cisterna membrane. The record is from RefSeq and is a predicted model, not a curated record. Gene Ontology annotation, molecular function: protein binding. Lineage: Eukaryota; Metazoa; Chordata; Actinopteri; Synbranchiformes; Synbranchidae.